Molecule: messenger RNA, 3322 nt
Organism: Pseudophryne corroboree (corroboree frog)
Lineage: Eukaryota; Metazoa; Chordata; Amphibia; Anura; Myobatrachidae
Product: zinc finger protein 271-like
Exons: 7
Coding region: 266-3085 (939 amino acids)
Biological process (GO): urogenital system development; embryo development; regulation of transcription by RNA polymerase II
Cellular component (GO): nucleus
Molecular function (GO): DNA-binding transcription factor activity, RNA polymerase II-specific; RNA polymerase II transcription regulatory region sequence-specific DNA binding
Source: RefSeq, a predicted model, not a curated record
GGAGCAGAGAGCAGCCAUUGCUGUGUCUGGCAGCAGAGUUGUGAAUAAGACAUCUGGUGAGCGUGAGACACCCAGCAGCCAUCCUCGUGUGUCAGGAGGACUGAGCAGGUCUCAGAGCCCCAUCACGCUGCCUUCACCUCACUCACUGAUAGAUAAGAGACACAGUGACCAGAAGUUCCAGGAACUCGCCAACAAGAUCAUUCAGCUGCUGACUGGAGAGGAGGGGGAGUAUAUAGAGGAACACAGGUGUUUGUACAAGGACGUGAUGAUGGAGAAUCACCGGCCGUUCACAUUACCGGGUCAGAGGAGACUGUCAUGUAUUGUACAGGGGAGAGCAGAUGGGCCCAGUAACAGAGAUACCCCAGAGAGAUGUCCCCGUCCUCUGUAUUCCCAGAACUGUACAGAGGAGAAUCACAGGAUCCCACAGGAGGAUCAGGUAGAACGUCUGUCUAAUAUUAAAAUAGAAGAUAUAGAAGGAGAAGAAGAGACGUAUGUGACUGAUAUAAAGGCAGAAGAUAUAGAGGGAGAAGAAGAGACGUAUGUGACUGAUAUAAAGGCAGAAGAUAUAGAGGGAGAAGAAAAGACGUAUGUGACUGAUAUAAAGGCAGAAGAUAUAGAGGGAGAAGGAGAGACGUAUGUUACUGAUAUAAAGGCAGAAGAUAUAGAGGGAGAAGGAGAGACGUAUGUGACUGAUAUAAAGGUAGAAGAUAUAGAGGGAGAAGAAGAGACGUAUGUGACUGAUAUGAAGGCAGAAGAUACAGAGGGAGAAGAAGAGACGCAUAUGACUGAUAUAAAGGCAGAAGAUACAGAGGGAGAAGAAGAGACAUAUGUGACUGAUAUAAAGGCAGAAAAUAAAGAGGAAGAAGACACGUAUGUGACUGAUAUAAAGGCAGAAUAUACAGAGGGAGAGGAAGAGAUGUAUGUGACUGAUAUAAAGGCAGAAAAUAUAGGUGGAGAAGAAGAGACGUAUGUGAGGAGUGAUCAGCAGUGUAAGGAGGAGGAGAUCCCUACAGAUAUCAGCACAGCAGAUGGACACACAAGCAGGAAUAUCUCAGAAGGACAUCUAAUGUUAUCCCGGGAUUGUGACAUAAAAGAUAAUGACAAUAGACAGGAUUCUCCAGGAGCUAACCCCAUUACCCCAAUUAUACAUCCAGCUCUAUCAGCUGGUCCCUCUGAUCCUGGAAAAUGUUCUCCUGAUCACUCUGAUAUUGGUGCAUCUGUUACAGCUCUGAGAGUAGAUACAGUGUUUCCCUGUUCUAUAGAUGCCAAAUGUUUUACACAGAACACAAAGCUUAUUAGCCAUCAGACAGGUAAGGCAGGUGAGAGGCCAUUUCCCUGUUCUGAGUGUGGGAAAUAUUUUGCACAGAAAUCAUAUCUUAUUACACAUCAGAGAAGUCACACAGGUGAGAAGCUAUUUUCUUGCUCUGAGUGCGCGAAAUGUUUUAUCCGGAAAUCACAACUUGUUACACAUCAGCGAAGUCACACAGGUGAGAAGCCAUUUCCAUGUUCUGAGUGUGGGAAAUGUUUUGCAUGCAAAUCAGUUCUUGUUAUACACCAGAGAAGUCAUACAGGUGAGAAGCCAUUUUCUUGCUCUGAGUGUGGGAAAUAUUUUGCACAGAAAGCACAACUUUUUAGACAUCAGCGAAGUCACACAGGUGAGAAGUCAUUUCCAUGUUCUGAGUGUGGGAAAUGUUUUUCACACAAAUCAGAACUUGUUAGACAUAACAGAAGACACACAGGUGAGAAGCCAUUUUCUUGCUCUGAGUGCGGUAAAUGUUUUAUCCAGAAAUCACAACUUGUUACACAUCAGCGAAGUCACACAGGUGAGAAUCCAUUUCCAUGUUCUGAGUGUGGGAAAUGUUUUGCAUGCAAAUCAGUUCUUGUUGUACACCAGAGAUGUCACACAGGUGUGAAGCCAUUUUCUUGCUCUGAGUGUGGGAAAUAUUUUGCACAGAAAUCACAACUUGUUACACAUCAGCGAAGUCACACAGGUGAGAAGCCAUUUCUAUGUUCUGAGUGUGGGAAAUGUUUUGCACAGAAAUCACAACUUGUUGCACAUCAGCAAAGUCACACAGGUGAGAAUCCAUUUCCUUGCUCUGAGUGCAGGAAAUGUUUUACCUCGAAAACACAACUUGUUACACAUCAGCGAAGUCACACAGGUGAGAAGCCAUUUCCAUGUCCUGAGUGUGGAAAAUGUUUUGCACACAAAUCAGAUCUUAUUAGACAUAACAGAAGUCACACAGGUGAGAAGCCAUUUUCUUGCUCUGAGUGUGGGAAAUGUUUUUUCCGGAAAUCACAACUUGUUACACAUCAGCGAAGUCACACAGGUGAGAAGCCAUUUCCAUGUCCGGAAUGUGGGAAAUGUUUUACACAGAAAUCAAAGCUUGUUAUUCAUCAGAGGCGUCAUGCGGGUGAAAAGCCAUUUCCAUGUUCUGUGUGUGGGAAAUGUUUUACCAACAAAUCAGAUCUUGAUACACACUAUAGAAUUCACACAGGAGAUAGACCAUUUUCAUGCUCUGAGUGUGGAAAAUGUUUUAUACGGAAAUCAGAUUAUGUUACACAUCAAAGAAGUCACACAGGUGAGAAACCUUUUCCAUGUUCUAUGUGUGGGAAAUGUUUUACCAACAAAUCAGAUCUUAAUAAACACUAUAGAAUUCACACAGGGGAGAGACCAUUCCCAUGCUCUGAGUGUGGGAAAUGUUUUUUACGGAAAUCAUAUCUUGUUACACAUCUGAGAAGUCACACAGGUGAGAAACCGUUUCCAUGUACGGAGUGUGGAAAAUGUUUUCAACUGAAAUGUAAUCUUGUUACUCAUCAGAGAGUUCACACGGGUGAGAAGCCAUUUCCAUGUUCUGUGUGUGGGAAAUAUUUUACACAGAAAUCAUAUCUUGCUAUACAUCAGAGAAGUCACACAGGUGAGAAGCCAUUUCUAUGUUCUGUGUGUGGGAAAUGUUUUACACAGAAAUCAUAUCUUGCUACACAUCAGAUGAUUCACACAGGGGCGAAACCAUUUCCAUGUAAAGAAUGUGGGAAAUGUUUUACAAAGAAAUCAAUGCUUAUUACACAUCAGAGAAGUCACAGGUAAGAAGCUUACAGUAUAUCAAUAAGCUGAAAGAAAUAUAAAAGCUCUAGUUACUCAGUACAUUAAUGUUAUAAUCUAGUUAGCAUCAUCAGAUACGGUUGGAAUAUACAUCAGCAACAUAAGAUUAAAACAGAUCUCAUGUGGAACAUAUAUCCGUUUCCUGUUCGAUAAUAGCAUCCCUCUCCACAAUAAUAAACCAUUUUCUCUGACGUCCUAGUGGAUGCUGGGAACUCCGAAAGG